Molecule: messenger RNA, 2121 nt
Organism: Cucumis melo (muskmelon)
Lineage: Eukaryota; Viridiplantae; Streptophyta; Magnoliopsida; Cucurbitales; Cucurbitaceae
Product: zinc finger CCCH domain-containing protein 34-like
Exons: 3
Coding region: 197-1810 (537 amino acids)
Molecular function (GO): metal ion binding
Source: RefSeq, a predicted model, not a curated record
GAGUAGACUGCCAAUGGCCGAAGAACUGCGUAAACGUAACACCGAUUGUGUCUAUUUCUUGGCUUCACCUCUCACCUGCAAGAAGGUCAGCUUUUCUUGCUUAAAAUAAUCUAACCCCUUCUCAUACUUCUUCGAAUUUCCCCCCUUAAUGUUUACAUUCCUUCUCGAUAUGCUUCAACACCGAUGAAUUUGGGGCAUGAUUACGUUAUUUUAUCACGACUGUAAAGAUCUUGCUCAGCAUUUGAAGGGUUUUGAUUGUGAGUAUCGGCACAGCGAGAUUGUUAGGCUGAACCCUAGAGACUGUUACUACUGGCUGGCGGGAAACUGCCUAAAUGCAGCCUGUGGUUUUCGGCAUCCCCCACUGGAUGGUCCUGCUGGAAAAGUGUUAGAAUCUUCUCAAUGUUCUGUACCUGUGAACAAGACAAAUAUUCCCUGCUAUUUUUAUUUCAAUGGCUUCUGCGGUAAAGGUGAUACAUGCUCUUUUUUGCAUGGAAAUGAUCUUCCUGUUGCUGCAAGAUCUACAAAGGCAGGUUUUCCUAUUGGCAAUGGAUCUUCCUCUAAAGAUAAAACAGCUUCAGCAAACAAAAAAGGACUAACCUCUACAGAUGUAGAUGCCAUUCUUCAUCCAUCCAAAAAAGUAGCUGGUCCAACAAUUGAUGUGACAUCUCAACAUGAGAGUCUCCUUCAACCUUAUGCUGAAAAUGUUUCACAUCAAAGUCAAAGUACCUCUGCAAAGAUCUCGUUGCCUGAGUGUGUAAAAGUGGUUGUUGAUGAAACUGUCUCCUCAGGUCCAGCUGAAGGAUCUAAUGAUAGUACAUCUCUUGCACAUAUAACUGAAGAUCAGAGUUAUGAAGAGCAAAUGACUGACAGUGCUGAGGAAGAAAACCUAUGGGAAUCAUCCCCUGGCUUUGAUGUUGUUGUAGGCAAUGGGUCGGAGAAUUUGGAUAGUGUCGAUGAUCCAGAGUGUGUUCUUUCAACUGAUCAGGAGGAAAGAGAACUGGAUACCGAAUUAUACAGGGACAACUAUGAAGACCCUAUUGCAUAUGAGUCCAUGCAUUCUGAUUUAGAACUUCUUUAUGAGCGUGAGAUGCACUCAUAUGGCCAUUUAGAGAGUGAGCCUGUCCUUUUCAAGAACAUAAACAUUAUCAGCUGUUCGAGAGGGAAAUUUGUCAAUUCCAUGUUUUCUCAUAAGAGAAAGCUUGCAUUCAUGUAUCUAGAUUCAGAGGAAUGGAAUUGUGCAGGUCGUCGAAGUCAUCUGCCAAGAGUCAGUGUUUAUGGUAAUCGUUCGAUGAUUGGUUUAUCAAGAAGAAGAAAUGGACUGUCUUGUCAAAUGAGUAGAAACUCUCUGAAACCGCAUAAACAUGGUUUAUAUCAUCCGCCUCCUGGAAGAAGACUGGCAUUACAGAUUGGGAAGUUGUCGAGAGGAAAAUUUUCUGAAAAUUUAAUCUUUUCAAACGGUUGUAGUCGAUAUGAAUCUUUUAGGCAGUUAAGACAAUACAAACCCUGCAAGCAUUAUGACGAAUACAGAUUGGCCAGACGACAACAACCAUUGCUCAACAUGUCAAGAAAACCUGUUAUAAGGGAUCACAGAUUUAAUCCGAAGUCUAUUCCAUUUAAAGGACCAAAGUCCCUUUCUCAGAUCAAAGAAGAGAAGCGAAAAGUAGAAGGAAAUGGAGGAUUCUCCAGGGAAAAACGUCGUUCGGCCGGAUUUGCAUCAUUCUCAGCUGACUUUAGAGGGCCAAAGCCUUUGAGCGAUAUCCUGAAAGACAAAAGGAAGGUGGAGGAGCUCCUUAAGGAAAUGAAUACUUAGGUAAUAAAUUAGCUUAUGGUAGUAGCUAUUUUUGCAAAUCUAUCAUAUGCUAACUGUGAAUUGUCAAAAAAGAAAUUAGAUACUGUCUUUGAUUCCAGGUAGUGUAGGAGCCAGAAAUUAUAUCUUGUUUUAGUUAGAGAUAGCUGAACCAGAAGCUUAACUUGAUAGGGUCUUCCUCAUGUAUUUUUGACCCUCUCAAUGGUGUUGCUAUUCUUUACCAAGUCUUCAUUUAGCAUUUGAGAAUAUGCGCAUCGGGUCCUUAAAACUUCAGUAUUGAGUUCACCAUCAAAUGCAUUUAAACAAUAUGAUGA